This is a messenger RNA of Parastagonospora nodorum SN15, 1083 nucleotides long. RefSeq lists its product as hypothetical. The record is from RefSeq and is a predicted model, not a curated record. The transcript has 3 exons. The coding region runs from base 1 to 1083 and encodes 360 amino acids. NCBI's taxonomy places the organism in Eukaryota, Fungi, Ascomycota, Dothideomycetes, Pleosporales, Phaeosphaeriaceae.
AUGAGCAAAACUUCUAACACUUCCGGCAGAGAUCCUUCCUGGUUUGGUGUCGAUGCCAUGCGCGCAAUCAACGCGCCUAAAGUCCUCGGAGGCACAUUGUCGGCACCAUCGCAGCAGACCAAUCAACCUAGAACCCGCGCAAACAACGACAAGCCUCUCUUUGGUCUCGGCGUAAGUCAAACGAAGAGCGAGUAUCCCACGUUUGGACCUGGAGGAGUCCGCCACUCCAAGGCCAACAUGACGGGCCCGUUUGGCGGUGGAGCGUUCGCGGCACCUACAUCUGCACUGGUCGACAAAACUGGGAAACUUUCAGUUGAGCUGUUCGGAGGUCCUGGUGCUCCACAAGAGAAGAUCCGUGAGCAGCCGUCUAACGUCCCAGAGGAUAUAUUCGGCAGACUCGGGCGUCCUACCCCAUUGUUCGCUGGCACCAUCAGCCACGAGCGGACCCAUCCGGCAAACACCUUUGGUGGACUGUUUGAACAGAGAAAUCCAAGUUGUAAAGUGCCAGCGAUCCGCGUCUAUGCUCAUGAGGCAGUCGACCUAGGCUUCGACACCAUUGCCAUCACCGCCGAUAAGAAACACUGUGGCCAGAAAACAUUUGCUGUCCACAAGUCCCUCGUCAUGAACCGUUCUGUCCACAUCAAGAUCAUGCUACGCGAGGAUCCUGACCUUAAGAACAUUACUCUUGAUACCACCGACCCUCAAGCCCUGGCCUUGUACAUCCAGCACAUCUACUUCAGUCGUCUCCCAACCAAGCCCGAUGUUGACAACAGCGACUCACCCAACGAGUACAGUCUGCUUGUUAAACUUUACGUGCUCGGCACCGAACUUCAGGAUAAGAUCGCGAAGAACGCCGCCGUUGACGCGCUGUUCGCGAAGGCUCACGAAGGCACGGAUCUACCGUCUGCCGACCAUAUCUCCAUCCUCUAUGGCGGCACCAAAGGAUCAUGCCCAGCGCGCAAGUUGAUGACCUUCCCACCCGACUUCAUGGUCGACCUCGCGAUGAGUCUUGUCGCAGGCCGGAGUGUGCUGUUCAAGCCCGCGAUGCCGAAGGCAGGUGCAGCCAUCUAUCAUGAAGAGUAG